Molecule: messenger RNA, 5610 nt
Organism: Macroventuria anomochaeta
Lineage: Eukaryota; Fungi; Ascomycota; Dothideomycetes; Pleosporales; Didymellaceae
Exons: 4
Coding region: 1-5610 (1869 amino acids)
Molecular function (GO): protein binding
Source: RefSeq, a predicted model, not a curated record
AUGCGGUUUGGCGGCUCCAGGAUUCCGCACGUCGUCUUGCUGUGUAUGGGAUGGUUUGCGGGCGGCAUGACGGAGCGCGCGAGCUGGUUGCUAGGCAACGGGCCAGCGCAAUCGAUUAGGGUGUCGAUCAGCCAGCUCACCGCAUCCGUGUUGAGGUUAGGGACACAAGCCCACCCCGUCCAUUUGUAUUCAUUCACCGACUCUUGUUACGCGCCCACGUCCUUUCCAGCCGCAGUUGGGGCCGUCGCUGUCGCAUGCCGCCCGCGCAAAACCUGCCCGUGGCUCGAUGAUCUGAGUGAGGAGUGGAUACCGCAGCAGUCCACACCGCCAGCAGAGUGCCCCAUGCCGGCACCACCCACGCCCACCGCCCAGAGUGCACCGCCCAAGCCGCGGAGUCGACUCCCCCGCCUCAGGCACUCGUCUGGCUCUUUCUCAGAGAUCCAGGUGCGGAGCGACCUGCGACCGACCAAGCAGAGGAACGCGCUGGCAGAGCGCAGCCACCGCGACGCCAGCACCUCCCCCGUCGCGUCGCGCGAAGUCUCCCAGGCUGUCGACCCCGCCCGCGACGUGUCCCAGUGUUUCACAACAGACUCUCAACGGUCGAUCCUAUACGGCACCGUCGCCCACAACACAGUCGCGAUAUCGUCAGCAAAGGCGAACGGCUACUACGAGACACCAGAAUGGAAGCGGCGGCUGGUGAAGGGCGAGGGGAGCGAACAGAAGGACCUCUUUGGCCCCACCGGCCUCGAGAACAUUUUCGCAAAGCCCACGAGUACCCCCCCAAAGGACGAGCCACAUUCGAAACGGAAGCUGGGCAUGCUGAGGGGCCUUGCCGCCAUACCGUCGAGCCCACCGCCAUGGCCAGCUGCAGCCACCGACUCGGAGCUGGAUCGGUCCCUCUCACAGGCAGAGAGCCAGGUGCACCACCGACAAGACUCGCAACAAGAAGAAUCAGUUGCAGACCCCGACGAGUCGCUCUCCGCAGCCCAGCAGGAAGCUGCUCGAACUGUCAGCGGCCAGAUCGAGUUCGAGAACGAGCAGUUCAGCCCAGUCUUCAUCAACACCGAACUCGAGAUUGGGCAGACUCCCAACCCCGCGCUGAACUUGAGAGGCUCCGAACUUGCAAACAGACUGCGACAGAUUGGCUCGCCGCCGCCCGGCCAGCACGACUCGCUGCGCGAAGAAAGCUCGCUGAACUACAGUCGAGAAGACUCGUCCUUCGCGAGGAUACAGGACGACUCGCUACCCGAAGGCCUGCCAGCUGGCACGCCAGACAUCGCCGACGUUGGCCGAUUCGUCGAGCUUCGAAGAGGCGGCUACUCUCGAGAAGGGUCCUUUAGAAGACGGCCACUCAGCCCAUCGCCUGAGAGAGCAAACAGGACGUCAAACCAAUCAAUCAAGCUUGAGAGAGCACCCACAGCGCAAGGCACGGGCCGCAGCAGUCUCUCGGUUCAGACUGCUGUAAAGGACGGCCAACCCACAGCCAGCGAUUCAGCCAUAGUAGACGACGAAGAUGAUCCAAAGACACCUCGUCGACGAGCGAACCAGUUGCUGAGCCCGGAUCGGGCAAGGAGCUCAGCAAGUCCGCUGAAGCUGUUUGGCGCACACGACACUUUCACGAGCAACCGGUUAAUAAGACGCCUGAGCCAGUUAGAGUACAAGCCAGACUCGGCCACUUCAAGCAGUGUGCAGGACAGCAAGGCUGAAGCUGCGAGGCCGGUGCAGAACAAGUCAAGGUUGACUUCAGUGGAAGAAGUCAGCGUCGUACACAGCGGGAUAUCGCAGGCAACGGAUGCUCGGCAGCCGUCGCCACGUCGGGUGAGUGCCUUUGGACAAGGUCAGCUUAACAAGUACCAGUUCGACGCCGACUACUCCGUACUGUCUUCGGAACAAUCAGAUGCUCAGGAUGAUAGUGCGCCUGAGGAUUCCCCCACGAGUGAUAUCGCCCCUCCCGGCAGUCGUCCACCCUUCAAGUUCCAGCUCGAUGAAUCGCCCACCCGCAGAUCGUCACGAACCACAAGACAGCCGUCGCGGCAUAUCUCAAAUCCUUUCAGAUCAGCGAGUCGAUCGGGUCCGCAGUUCAAACGCCAUGUGCCUCCACAAAAAGCGGAGGAACAGCUAGAUGAACAUCAGGACUACGCCGAUGGCAAGCGCGGCCCAACUUCACCUUUCAAGAACCCGACUCCCAAGCGUCGAAGAACCAUCAACGAGACUUUUGAGGAGAGCGAAAUCAACGACUCCCGCACUGAUGCAGGGUUGCCCCCAACGCAGGACUCGCAUGCAGCAAUACAGGCAGUCCUCGGACAAAACCAACAAGUUAUCGAUCGUGAGAUCCCCGCCAACGCAGCAGAUCCGGACAUCCUGGCUCGACGGCAUAUUCUGAGACCUCGCAAUCCCACUCCCAGCCAGCGAAGGCGCGAGGAGAUCGAGGCUGAGAUCUUGGAAGCUACAGAGGCCUUCAUCCAGGCUUCACCAAAGCUGAACACGAUACGUGAGCAGCUGGAGCCAUCUAUGGUCUCGGAUGAAAGCGAAGAGCAGGAUCGAGCGGCUGCAGUCGCAAAUGAGGUUGCCAUGUUCACUAUGAAGCGGCAAGCUAUGCGAAACCAGAACCGCAAGCGAUCUGUGACAACGCAGGACUUCUUGGAUGAAGCACUGAAGAUCAUGAACUUCAUUCGUACGAAAGGCAGACCAACCAGUGGGCUUGGAGACCUCGAAGAGGCAUCCGAAUUCGAAAUGCCCGAAGAUGUGAGCGAACAACCUUCGACAUCACUCACAUUUGAACGGCCUCCUAGCCGAGAAGGCCAUCGUUCUGCCUGGCGAAAUCCCAACAAGCGCGACUCAGACCCCAGUAUUAUCACACAUCUACGAAAAUACGAGGAGAAGGAGACGGACACCUUCCUAAACUCGUCACUGAAUUCAGUGAAGAUCUCGAGAAGCGCAGUGCCGGAAGAAAUUGGCGUGAUCGUUGAGAAAAACGACAUCCGGAUUGCUGAUCAUCGCACUCGACCUUUCGGCCCAGAUGACAGCGAGUACGACCCCAACGAUGCCCGACCCCAGACCGGUCAAUCCGCCGGCUCAUCUCUGGGACACACUAUCGCUACAAACAUAUCACGCCGCUCUGAUCAAGUUGCCACCCUCGCACCGGAAGCAGUCGCACAUCUCAUACCACACCAGAUUGCAGGCAUGAGCUUCAAUUGCGAAAAGAAGAUCUGGGUCCGCCAGAAAAGUCCUUCGAAAGAACACCAGCUACCCGAAGAGGACCACAGUAGCAUGAACCAGAGCGAAGAGGAUCCGUUCAACAACAUCCCAGAUCUGUCAGUGAGCGAGACGAAAGACAGCACGACGCAGACAGCGACGCCAGCACACCCUCAACCCACUGCAGAAACACUCCUGGAAGACGACGAAGCCGAUGAUGCCCGCCCAAUGACAUGCGCAAGCUCCGUUCCCUCUAAAGCUUCCAACAACUUUGCGUGGAGCUUGACAAAGACAGAAACACGAGCUACAUCGUGUAGUACACAAGUACCGCCGCGCAAACGGAGUGCUCAAAAGGCCCCUCCGCCUCAGACAACUUACGCAAUCCCGGAAUCCGACGAGGAUGAUAUCGAACACGAGAUUCAAUAUUUUGAGGGCCGCAAUGCUGCUACGCCCAAUGCACCACAUGCCCGCGUUCGCGACAUCACAAUUUCUUUCGCGGAACGCGAGGUAGGAGACCCCGAACGACGACAUACAGAACCUCCACAUCACUUUGGGCAACCCCCAAGGGGCUUCUCAGGCAUCCCGCAGACAAUAAAACCAACAUGGUCUCAUGCAAAUGGCACAAGCACGCUACCCAGGACACGGCCAAACCAGAGACCAAGAUUCAACGAGGACGGUGACUUGUCAAUUCUGGAAGAACUGCCUUCGAAGAAUUACCGAAUGGAGCUGUCCAUGAACGUCUCUGCACCGGUUCUUGGGCAAGGCAAGCAAGACGGACUACUCGUAGCACCAGCGUCGCCAGUGAAGGGAGACGUCACGUUCAUGCUCAGUGAUCUGCCUGACUUCACUCUCAACCAGAUCGACGAGUUUGAUCAUCCAGAUCGCGUGAUUGUUAGGCACGACGGAACUCGAUACUCCGAGAUACUCGAGGAUCGUUACGCUCAGGGCACCGCUGAGCUUGUGAAAGCACUUCAGGAUAUCGAGCCAGAUGAGCCUUACUGGGAAGAUCUUCGCGAGGUCACGUUGCGCGGCAAGAACCUUGCUAGCCUGCACCGCCUCGAGGAGCUCUGCUACCGCCUCGAGGAGCUUGAUGUCUCCAACAACAAGAUCAGUCAGGUUGAGGGCAUCCCAUAUGCUAUGCGACGAUUACAAGCACAGAACAAUUCUCUUACCGGUCUUACUUCUUGGGCGACAUUGGGCAACCUGCAGCACCUGGACAUUUCGAACAACGACAUCGACAGUCUGGAUGGACUCGCCGAGCUGGUUCAUCUACGGGUACUGAAAGUCGACAACAAUAAGCUGAAAUCGCUUGAUAGUAUCCUGCAUCUUGAUGGUCUGAUCGAGUUGCGUGCUGGAGGCAACGACAUUGACCUGGUGGACUUUGCACGUUCAAAUCUGAAAUCCUUGACCGGCCUAGACCUGCGGAAGAAUCGCCUGCUGGAGGUACGGAACGUGCAUCGCCUGCCCCAGCUCCAGCACCUGAACCUUGAUGACAACGAACUGGAUGAAUUCCCGUUGUCCGACAUGCCUUCCGAACCAUGCAAGCAUCUACGAUCCAUCCGGAUCUGCCGGAACGGUAUGACAUUGCUCGACGUCGACGGGCAUUUCCCGAGGCUCGAGUCCCUCUAUGUUGACGGCAACGCUUUGACGCACGUCACCGGUCUUGAGCAUCUACGACGUCUCCGCACUUUCUCGGCAAGGGAACAGAUGCUAGGCACCGACUCAGAUGCGGAAAGUUGCGUGGGAAACCUGGUCAGGAACACCGACGUUCACAACCUUUACAUUUCCCUCAACCCAGCAUAUACUCUGAGUAUAACACAGCACCUCAUGAACCUUCAGCGGCUCGAGCUCGCAUCUAUGGGCCUGAAAGAGCUGCCCGAUAACUUCGGACAGCUCACACCGAAUAUUCGAUCGAUAAACCUCAACUUCAACUCUUUACAAGACCUCCGACCACUACUCAACAUCAAGAGGCUAAGCGAGCUGCUUCUGGCCGGCAAUAAACUCGAGCGUCUGCGCCAAAACGCCAUGGUUUUGGGCAAGUUCCCAUCUCUUUCGAAGCUCGACUGGCGUGACAACCCUGUCACACUCCGCUUUUACGCUUCAGCCUCGGAGAACAGGAUCAUGUCACUCAGACAGAAUCCAGAUGACGAGCAGCUCACCGACCGCUUCGUGCUUCCUCGUGGCGAUGCUGAAGCAGAUGAGCAGCACCAGUCACGACUUGAUUACGAGACACGUAUCAGGCGCCGAGUUACCGAGAUGAUGCUGGCUAAUCUCUGCCGGGAUUUGCGUGAGCUUGAUGGCCUACCAUUCGACAAGGCCCGCGUCCUCGUCAAGGACGAUGUUUGGGAACGAUUGACCGCGCUUGGUGUUAUUAGGCGCAAACAGCCAGGAAAGACGAAUGACGACAGUUACUAG